AGAGAGUAAACAGCCAGUGCGGUCCCUGUUUACAGCCAAUAUCAGACAUCGACUACUGAUCGGUACGGCUGGAAUACAGCGAGGCCAGCGCAGCCUGCACCAGCCCAACCAACUUGACGACGUUUCCACAGAUGAUAUGACCACGGUGUGAAUGUGUUCUUACGCUGUCGCUAGCUCACCUGUUUAUGCUGUGGCGGUGAUGGAGAACACCGAGCUGCUCUCGCCCCUUCGGAUCACCGCUACCGUGCGAGCGCUCAGCUCUGCGCUGCGAGGGAAGCAUGAAAUUGUCCAUGGCUCUGGCCAAGGAAACGGCGACAAGGUCUUUCCCGAACCGGAGAAACUGUGGUUCAAGGAGAGCAGCGCAAAAAACCUGCGUAACAGGGACUUCUUGUCGCCUACCACGAUGCUGAACACGCUGUUUGCGGACGGACAGGUCCCUCCUGCAGUGAUGUCUAGGGUCCUUUCCCUUCAUGGCAGUGGGGUGCUGCCUGUGGCGGGUGGGGAGGUGAUGGGGGAAGGUUUAAGGCUGCGGGUGGACCGGGCUGCAGCGUUCAGGGCCGUCCUGGAAGGAGGAUCCACGGAGUACUUAAAGCCCUCAUGUCAGAGGGAAGGUUGUGUCGUUCUCAACUGUCCUGCAUUGCACCCGAAACCCAGCACACCCAGUCCUGACACACUGAGCCUGGGCCAGCUGAGGACUGUUCUGUUGGCUGACCACAUGGGGGCGCUGCUGAGAAGACAGGGAUUCGCAGUGUUCUUUUGCCCCACGCUCCCUGAAGACAGUGAGAUCGUCAUCUUCCUACGAGCUCUUGGAAUCGACUGGCCAACAGCUCCGGCAAACUGGACGAAUGAAGAGCGCGAAGAGAUGAUCCACAAGGCACUGGAGAACUCACCGUACAGAGAGAAGGGAACAGAAAGAGGCAGGAGGACCAGCGGAGGGGGAGGGACAAAAGCAGAGGAAGUGGAGAACGAGGGCGCACUCAGAGUCAACUUGAAACGGGUUUUCCAGGAGGAGGGGCUGCUGGGAUACGACCCCAGUCUCGGCACCUGCACAGUUCACAGAGACAGCGUUUCCCACUUGGCACAGCUGGACCAGUCCAUAGCUGACUGCACAGUUGCCACGGUGACAGCGUUGCAUGUGACUUCCUGUCAAGACGAGUUCCGUCAGCAGCAGAUAGCGAUGCUAUGGAGGGCCAGCGGCGCGCCUCAUACACAGAGACACCUCGUGUGUGGGCCGGUGAAAACUCCUGGCUCUCACCUCACUGCUGCGCAGUACCUGCAGCUUAGAAGAGGUCAGAUGAAGGAGGCCUCAGAGAUGAAGUACGGAGAUCAAGUAGAAGGCCAGACCUGGGACGACAUCAUCAAGGUGAUGACCUCAGCCACGGUCAGAUUUGAGCUACUGUCAACUGUCCAUACGAGUCCAGUGACGCUGGACGUCCAGAGGGAGGGGGGCGUGUCAACCAAAGGGCCCCGUGGAGGAGUGUUUGUGAUGUACAAUUGCGCCAGACUGCACACUCUGUUUGACAGCUACGAGAGAGGAGUGGAGAAGGGUUUGUACCCAGAAAUCCCAGAAGGAUCCCAGUUGGACUUUUCUGCUCUGAAAGAAGAGGGGGAGUGGCUUCUUCUGUUCAAUUACCUCAUUCCCUUCUCGGAGCUGUUGGACCAAUCAGGACAGGUGCUCGACUGCGAAGGAGGAGGAGCCAGAGUAAACAUUAAGACUGAACAGAUCUGUAAGUUUCUGGUGUCUCUAAGUAAAGACUUCAGUUCAUACUACAACAGAGUCCACGUGUUGGGGGAACCGUUGCCGCAUCUCUUUAAUCAGAUGUUUUGUCGUCUCUACCUGCUGAGAGCGUUGAGGGAGCUCUACCACAGCGCGCUUGAGACCCUUAACCUUCCCCCAAUCCGGCAGCUAUAGCCUAAACACAAUCCUCCCAUUCUUUGCAGUUAGCUUUACCGCCACCACCUGCCCCCCCCCCGUUCUCCCUUCCCAAAAAAAAAAACUUUUUCCUAUGUGCUGUGUAUACAAAUGAUCAGACUUCACACAGUCCCUGUGUUGCUUCUUCGUCAGCGUAGCUGGACACGCUGGACAUUUGUAUUUUAAAGACCUCAGUACCCAUUAGUGGCAAGCAGGAAGAAACGUCAUUAUCUGCCACAGUCUUUGUUCAGUCUUAUGUGGGCCAAAAUCACCUUUUUCCUCUGGAAAAGUUGAGCUGUUGUUGUGUUGGUAAAGGAUUAAUUUGACAUUUAGCUUUAGCCGAAAUUAGUAUAGACAUGAAUGUGUCUCCUUACCAGCAUGAUUUAAAUGUUAAUGAUUUGAUCAUCGUGUCUUCUUUAGUUUUUAUUUUCUCAAAAUGACUCCAGAAUAGGCAUUAAAUUGAAAAGGUUUAUGUUUUUGACUGUCCAGCAGUCUCCCGCUUCCUGGUGAGUAAGUGAGUACAUAAAAAUGUCAAAUUAUUCCUUUUAAUCAUUACUUGCUAAACGUUUGUGUGGGGAUUUCCUUAUGGUGAGUAUAUCAGGAAAAAAAACACCAAAUGGACCAAUCUGCAGUGUCUACGGUAAUUUAGUAGAGGUUGAGAUGCUAUUUCUAUUCAAGCUCAACUUUAACAGAUUUAUGUCUUAACGAACAAAACUGAACCACCUGUUAGUGUUUCCUCUGAUUUUGGUGCCAAAAAUAACACUGACUGAUUAUGAAACUAAUCUAUAGCAAGAUUUGUUUAACUUCAUAAAACUGCCUUAUGUUAUGGCCCAUCAACUUAAUGCCACUGAUGCUUUUUGACCAACAGGGAUAUGUUUUGGAUCAAAAGAGGUCUUUUUUGCAGAUGUUUAGUUUGAAACCUAAAAGGUCGAAUUGCAGGGUGUUUUCACACUUAAUGGAUUUGAUCCAGACAGUUAUUGAAAGUGGUGUCAUCCAGAAAAAGCAAGUCCACAGAGUGCAAAGGAACUAUGUUGCCUCUUUAUCUGUUUAAGACCCAGCUUUUAGGGGCGAUAAUGAGCAAGUACUGAAUUUCUGCAUGAGUUAGAAGGUGAUAAUUGGAAAAGACAGUUGUGUACAGAAGCUUGGACCUGUCAUGUAGCUCCUGAACUGAAGUGGUGCACCAAGGAGAACCAAACUAAUUUUCUGUUGAAAAAUCUUCCUACACACCUCUCCUCAUUAAAACACCCAUAGUACGUGUCUUACUCACUGCCUAAAGAGAAAAAAAAGAAACUAGGUUACCCUGUUCAUUUCACAUAUGUUAACAACUUUGUAUUUAUCAGUGCCACAAAUAUAUUUAUUGUCAGUUCAAAAAUAGAGGUAUGUACAGAAUAUAUAUUCUGCUUCUGAGUUUUAAAUGAUGUGUUAAUAUUAAUAAUCAGUCCUUCAUUUAGCCACAAUUAUCCUGCUUGACAAAUCAAAGAUGUUAGUAUAAUAACAGUUUAUAAUUGAUGGACAAUAUUGUACACUAGCAGUAUUAGAGGCUUUUAGCCACAAUUUUAGAAAAUGCAUGAAAUGGAAUGAAAAUAAUAGUUUUAUGCUAAAAAUCCUAUUUAUACACUUUUGGAGGGAAGAGAUAAAGACUUAAAUGCACCCUUCAGUGUCUCUACAAUGUGACCUUCCAUCUGUUAAAAUGUGCCAUAGCUUGUUUUAUAUGUAAGUUAAGUUCUUUUAAAGUGUCAUGUCAAGAUGAAUCCAAACAGAUGUUUUUCCCAUGAAUAUCAAGCGAUACAUUCAACAAACUCUCUUUUCACUGCAUGAAAUGUUAUUUGACCCUGUAAGUGUGAGGAACAUCAAUGGAUGUUUUCUUUUUACUUUUGUUUACUUGAAAAUAGUUAAGAUGCAGAUUUAUUUACAGAAAUGUGUUGUCUGCCAAUGUGAUUAUAACAAUAUUAAAAAGGGGAUAUGCA
Messenger RNA from Menidia menidia (Atlantic silverside), 3879 nucleotides. The record is from the annotation of a GenBank genome assembly. NCBI's taxonomy places the organism in Eukaryota, Metazoa, Chordata, Actinopteri, Atheriniformes, Atherinopsidae.